AAAUAAUUAGCUUUUUUCGACCAUAAGCGAUACUACUACGCUUGCGUAACAACGUUUGUCAUAUGUUUCACACUAGUUUCUUCACAAGCCGCAAAAAAGAAAAGAAAUACAAAUUUAUUAUAGUUGGUAUGCUCGUGUGUGCGAUUCGAUUUUGGGCUAUUUCCUUGCUUUUGGUAUUAAUUAAUUUAUUAAGUGUGUUCGCUAUUUGUAGUUGUUCCGCGACUUCGUUAGUAUUCAAAACAAUAAUUUUCGGAUCGCAAAAGAUAAUACUUUACAAUUUAAUGCAUGAUUUGUAUGUUUCGAUGCUCAGUUGGUAAAUAAACGUUCGCCUUUGCAGUGCAGUUAUGCAGCAGCUUAACAGAUUUACUUUUAACGCACGCUUUGCCUUCAACGUUUUUGCUGUAAUCGGUUGCAGUCAACUCGCAGCACUUGUCAGCGGCCAUGAAUACUUGAGAGAGAAACCGUCAUUCCUGCAGCCUUGCCAUCUGCACGAUCCAGACAAUGGCAAAUGUCUGGCGAAUGUUUUCGAAAACUUUUUCACCGAGUGGCGUCAUGGCGUGCCUGGCUUGAAAGGACUUAGUCCCAUCGAGCCGUUCCAUAUAAAGCGUGUGCGCCUAUCACAGCAGACCGAAAACUUGGCCAAUAUAAAAGCCGAACUGACGAAUGUGGUCGCGCAUGGCAUGAGCGGCACGCGGGUUCUGAAGACGUCCGUCAACGAUAAAGACUACACAAUUGAGUUCAAAUUGAAAACGCCUUCGGUGCAUGUCGAAGGUGAUUAUCAGGUCAAUGGACGCAUAUUGAUUUUGAAUUUGGAUAGCGUUGGCAAGAUGUCAUCCACUGUUGAAAAUCUCGAAUAUCGCAUAUCAUGCAAGGCGAAUCUCAAACAAAUAAACGGUCAGUAUUUCUUCGACUUAAUUUCGGCUUCGUCACGUAUUGAUAAGCUGGGCAAUUUCAAAAUACAUUUUACGAAUCUUUUCCACGGCAACAAGGAGCUCGAAGAGAGUGCACACGAACUUUUCAAUAAUAACUGGCGCGAGAUUUUUGAAAUCAUGCGUCCCGCUUUUGCACAGACAAUCAAUACGAUUAUACUGAAUCGUUAUAAGAAAAUUUUGAGUUAUGUGCCGGCUAGCUAUUUCCUGGACGAUUUACCGUAGACACUUUAGUGUUAGGAUUUUGCUUCAUUUAAAAGACAAUUAUGAAUUAUAUCUAUACUUUUUUGGUGAAAUUUAUAAAUUUCUAUGUAAGAUAACUAAAAUAAAGCUAUAUAAGAAAUAAAAAUUUACUUAGACAAAUGUAA
Molecule: messenger RNA, 1297 nt
Organism: Bactrocera oleae (olive fruit fly)
Lineage: Eukaryota; Metazoa; Arthropoda; Insecta; Diptera; Tephritidae
Source: RefSeq, a predicted model, not a curated record